This is a messenger RNA of Papilio machaon (common yellow swallowtail), 2103 nucleotides long. Its product is annotated as F-box/LRR-repeat protein fbxl-1. The coding region runs from base 100 to 2103 and encodes 667 amino acids. The record is from RefSeq and is a predicted model, not a curated record. Lineage: Eukaryota; Metazoa; Arthropoda; Insecta; Lepidoptera; Papilionidae. The transcript has 3 exons. Gene Ontology annotation, molecular function: protein binding.
UAAAUUAUAUUUUAAUGAAUCUAGUCUAAAUUUUCAAUUGAAUAAUGUAAAGUUGCUCUUUACUUAAAUUAAAAAGAUUUUACUGUUUGAAAUUUAAUCAUGGAAUUACCAUUCGAAGUAUUAGUUUACAUUUUUAAAUAUCUACCAAAGUCAGACAGAAAAUAUGCAAGUGAGACAUGUCACUCCUGGUAUUUAGCCGCUAAUGCUUAUUGCUUCUUAAAGAAUAAAGUAGUUGUUUUAUACAAAUCUAUAGACAGUGAUGAGAACACAUCUAAUCUGAGCAUCUUUGAGAAUUCAGCCACUGUUUAUACCAACUACUUAUUCAAUGAAGUGGAAAUAUCAAGUAAAUUAAAUGGUUUCUGGGAGAGGACUGGAGAAAACAUUAAAAGCUUGACUUUUAAAAAUUGUGACAUGUGUGAAAAGGUGUUUGUGAACAUCCUACACGAAUGUCCGAAUUUGGAAUCAUUGAAUAUUGAAAGUUGCAAAGAUCUUUUCAUGUCAGGCCGUCUAUUAGAAGGAAAAACCGAUGGCCUGUUGGUAAAUAAUCUAGAAAAUUUGAAGUCAUUAAGCCUCUCAGGCAACCAGUACCUCACGGAUGCACUAUUUAGCCGUUUUGUGAAAGCUGCUCCAGCUCUUGAACAUUUAAACUUAUCUGGUUGCUCGCUGCAAUUUCAUUUGGGACUAGUGAAAAAAUUUUAUCCCAGUGGAACUAACAUUUUUGAGAAUCCAUCAGAGAGUGUGUUAACAUUUUAUUUUGUAUUGCAAUUUAUAGUUUCUCAUGCUCAAAGUAUAAAAACUCUGCAGUUCUCAAGUACUCUUAUAGAUGGUGCUGCUUUAAAAUCAUUAUCGGAAGCUGUUAACCUUGAAUUAAAUACGUUGGAAGUCCAUUCUUGUGAUCAACUAACUAAUACGGGUAUACUGGCUCUAACUACACAUCAGAUUAUGUUAAAAGAGCUAGACAUAGGUUUAUGCACUAGAGUAACUGACCAAUCUUUAGUUCACAUUUGUAACAAUUUAAUUAAUCUAGAAAAUUUGAAUAUUCAAAGAUGCAGAGCUGUUACUGACUUAGGUAUAUCGGAACUACACAAAUUAAAAAAAUUGAAGAUAUUAAAUAUUUCACAGUGUGAAUUGAUUACAAAAGAAGGACUUAAAAAUGGUAUUUGUGCUGAAGAGAAUUCAGUUUUAGAAGAAUUGGAUAUACACUCAUUAAACUUAGAUCAAACCGGGGUCAUAAUGAUAUCAGAGAAGUUGCCAAAUUUACGCUCAUUGGACUUAAGUUACUGUUUCAAUGCUGUAACGGACACAUCUAUACAGGUUGUAUUUAAAAAUCAAGUUUUCUUACACACCUUGAAAAUCAGUCAUUGCGACAAAGUGUCUGAUGCUGGUUUAACUGGGAUGGGGAAGUUACAACAAGAUGGUGAUGAUGAUUCACCUAUAAUGUCCAACUGUGAUGAAGCUCCCACACAUCAGAAAAUACAUUUAGGCUCAAGAGCUGAAGAAGAGAUCGUUCGAGAUGCGAAUAGAAAAAGAAAUGUUAUGAGAAUGUGUGAAAAUAUACUAACAAUGGACUCAUUUACAGGUUAUUCUUUGGCACGAUUGAAACAUCUUAGAGAAUUGGAUAUGAGCGGUUGUAAUAGAAUGACUGAUGUUAGUUUGAGAUAUGCAUUUUCCUUCAAGGAGCUAGUAAAUCUUAACUUUAGUAGAUGCCAACAAAUAACUCAUGAAGGUGUAGGACACUUGGUAAGAAACUGCCCGAGCAUUGAAUAUUUCAAUUUAACUGAUUGCUAUAACUUAAAGGAUGAUGCAGUUACGGAAAUCGUAAAAGGAUUACGAAGAUUACACACUCUUGAAUUACGGGGUUGCAACCAACUGACUGAUAGAUCAUUAGAGGCUAUUAGAUCACAUUGUGAGAAGCUGAAGUUCCUGGAUGUGCAAGGCUGCAGAUACAUGUCUCCGGAGCUGGCCUGUGCUAUUGGAGCUCUGCCCACACUGCACACCGUGCUGAUGACUAAACCGGGGCCGUAUAUAACAGAAUCCGUUAAGAAUAGGUCACCUGCACCAACAUUUCUACCAUCAUUGAUGAGGAAGCUGCGCUUACAUUGA